AUGCCAACACCAAUACCAUUAACAAAAGCUAAAAAUCCACCGCCACUGCCACUCAACAUUAAAUCCAUCAACCAUCCAUCACAUCAGCCAGCAACGGCGACACACCCACACACAACGCUGGCGCCGCAUCAUCAUCAGCAGCCAACGACACAGAAACAUGUUGCCAACGCAACAACAACACCAACAACAACGCGAACGUAUACACCACAAACUACACAAACGAGCACGGGGAUGCCAACGCAGACGACGAGCGCGAAAUACACGAGGAGUCCAACACAACAACAGCAGCAGCAACAACAACACUACCAACAACAUACAACACCAACUACCGCCACAACAACACCGACAAAAAGUACACAACAACAACAGCAGCAACAUCAAAGACUGACACCAGGCGAGCGCACGCGCGCCGCUGCCACUACAAAAACAACAGCAACACCAACAGCAUCAGCGCCAACGUCACGUGAGCACACACCCACGCGCAGCGCACAAUCACAUUCACAACAACAACAACAACAACAACAACAUCAGCAACACAAUCAGUCAUCCUUACAGCGUCAGCCAUCGGUGAAUCAACAAAAAUCACAACAACAACAACACGAACAGAGGCGCGACCUCGAGCGGAAAGACUCACAGCGCGAACGCGAUCGCGCGAAAGAGCGCGAACAUGAGCGCCAGCGUGCACACGCUGAUGCGCGCGAGCACGAACGCGCUCGUGGCCGUGAGUUGGAGCAUGAGCGUGAACGGCAGCGUGAUUAUGCGCACGAACGUGCACGUGAUUACCAACAUGAUCGUGAGUAUGCGCGCGAUCGUGAAUAUACCGCACGUGAGCGUGAGUAUGAGCGUGAGUUGUCACGUGACGCGCGUGAGCAUGAAUAUGAGCGCGAGCUGCCACGUGAUGUGCGUCACAGCGAGUAUGAGCGUGAGCGUGAUUACGCGCGGGAACGUGAGUAUGAGCGAGAGCGCGACUCCGAACGUGAACACGCCCCACCACCGUCAUCAGCACGCACAACACAACCAUAUCAACAACAACAAGCCCAUCAUCACCAACAACAAACACAUUACAAUAAAACGAAUUAUAAUUCCGUUUACCAGUAA
This is a messenger RNA of Bactrocera latifrons, 1098 nucleotides long. RefSeq names its product zinc finger CCCH domain-containing protein 13-like. Lineage: Eukaryota; Metazoa; Arthropoda; Insecta; Diptera; Tephritidae. The record is from RefSeq and is a predicted model, not a curated record. The transcript has a single exon. Bases 1 to 1098 code for a protein of 365 amino acids.